AUGUAUUAUACAAUUAUGGCAUUUAUAAUAUUUCAUAAUGGUUUGACAGGCUUAAAUGAUGCAGCUUUGGGCAUUACCAGAUUGAUUGAUAUGAUAACUUUACCGAAAAAUGAACUAAUUGAUAGCAAUCUAUGUUUGGUACAUUUUAGCAAUUCUUUGGUGCUUUUGAUCGUGCUUAAUGGUUUCGGUUUAUUAGCUAAUAGUGUCGAUCGGCUUCUUGUAAUUUUGUUUCCACUUCAGUAUUUUCGGCAUACGCAGCUAAUCGUCGGAUUUCUGAUAGCAGUAGUUUACAUCGCUGUUUUUAUCUUCAUGAGCUCUGCUAUCGCUAUUGAAAUUGUUUUACCAGCGCGACGUAUAUCACCACUUUGCCUGGAGCAGUUAGUUUAUAACGAAGAUUUAUAUUCUGUUAUUUUAUGCGUGCGUACAUUGACUGCAGCUGCGAGUAUUCCUAUAAUGAUUUUAGUGCUAGUGAUAAUGUACAAGAAACGAAAAAUGGUUCUUGGAAGAAAUAAAUUGACAUCAUUCACUGACAUAGAUGCAUUUAUUCAGCGUCAGAAAUCCUUCACUAAAACCACAUUAGUCUCGUGUUCGAUAACAUUCUUUUUAUACGUGGUCCCAGCAGUGAAUCAACUUAUAUACGAUCGCUUAGAUGCUUCCAAUGAAAAUGAAAUGGCCCUAUAUGCUAUAUUACUCAGCAGUAUCAAUUCAUACAAUUUGGUAAUGACUUUCGUAUAUCGUCAAAAGGAUGUCCGUGCUUUAGUUAUAAAAAUUUUGAGUUGUUUUUGCUGUCAAAAACAACAAAGAUUGGUGAUAUCUACUGGCAAACCAUGUGAAGUGACAGCAAAGCGAGCAUGUAAGUCAACAAAUGUUCAAUCGUUAUCAAAUGCCAUAAUUCAACAGCUCCAUUAA
Molecule: messenger RNA, 909 nt
Organism: Thelazia callipaeda (thelaziosis nematode)
Lineage: Eukaryota; Metazoa; Nematoda; Chromadorea; Rhabditida; Thelaziidae
Source: the annotation of a GenBank genome assembly